This is a messenger RNA of Gossypium raimondii (Peruvian cotton), 1193 nucleotides long. RefSeq lists its product as uncharacterized. The coding region runs from base 324 to 1001 and encodes 225 amino acids. The record is from RefSeq and is a predicted model, not a curated record. Gene Ontology annotation, molecular function: RNA binding. Lineage: Eukaryota; Viridiplantae; Streptophyta; Magnoliopsida; Malvales; Malvaceae. The transcript has 4 exons.
UUCCUAUUUUGUUUCUCUACCUAGGUAACCCCCCCUCGGGUAUAUUUUUCUUAGGCAUCAUCAUUUUCUCGUUUAGGGUAUCUUUGUUAGGGAAUCUAAGGUGAGUUGUCUGUGGAUAUGAAGAAGUUGAGGAAGGUUUGAUGUGAUUGCUUUCACUCCAUAAAUGCUUUCUUUUCUGUUACCCAACGGCUCCUUUCUCACUUUGUCUCUUCAUUUUCCAGUAUAUUUUGGCUUUUAGGUGCUGAAUUUCGCCUGGCUUCUUUCCUUUUUUUUCUAUAAUAAUCUCUUUGGGGUUGGCUUUGUUUGUUUGGUCUGCUUACACCAUGUCUGAACCAGGGCUAAAUAAGAUGGCAGUUGGUGACACCACUUACACCAAGAUCUUUGUUGGAGGUUUGGCUUGGGAAACUAAAAGGGAUACCCUCAAACGUUAUUUUGAGCAGUUUGGAGAGAUCUUAGAAGCUGUUGUUAUCAAUGAUAAAAGCACUGGAAAAUCAAAAGGUUAUGGCUUUGUAACUUUCAAGGAUGCUGGUUCAGCGAUUAGGGCUUGUUAUAAUCCAUUUCCUGUGAUUGAUGGAAGAAAAGCAAACUGUAAUGUUGCAGCUUUUGGUGCCCACAAGAAUCCUCCAACUUCUGCAUCUCACCAUGGUAUUCAGCCCUUAAUUAGCCCGCUACCACCAUCUCGAGUGAUGGCGCCUCCAAGCACUGGUACCCCCGCAUUUUACCGUCAACUCGUUCCACAAUACGGAUUACCUUACUCGGCUUACGGGUAUCCGGGUUACACACACAAUAGUUAUCCAUUGAACUGUUACAAUGUAUAUGGAGGGCAACAUUUGGCAUCCCAAUACACAACUGGAGUCUACUUAACUUACUUCCCACUCUAUCCCCAGUAUCCCAAAUACCGAGCAUUGGCACCCUCUCCAGUUGCUGCCGCACCAGCAAGAGCGGAAGAAGUUAAAGGUAUGGUAGGAGCUGCUUCCUCUGCACAAAGUUCAGCACUGUAAUUAUGCCAAUGGAACGUAAACAGACAAGUUAACUGCUUAUGCUUAAUCUACACUCUCCAAAAGCAGAAAAGAAAUGGAAGGGAUUUUACUCUUUUCAUUUUUAUAUUUUUUCUUUAUUUUUAUUAUUUCGUAAAAAUCACACUUCAAUAUGGCAAAGACUAGUUAAAUGAAAGGACAUAGUUAUUUACCUAA